This is a messenger RNA of Cercocebus atys (sooty mangabey), 3308 nucleotides long. It is a transcript of the gene CLDN1, whose product is annotated as claudin 1. The record is from RefSeq and is a predicted model, not a curated record. Gene Ontology annotation, cellular component: bicellular tight junction; plasma membrane. Bases 265 to 900 code for a protein of 211 amino acids. The transcript is spliced from 4 exons. Gene Ontology annotation, molecular function: structural molecule activity. Gene Ontology annotation, biological process: bicellular tight junction assembly; cell adhesion. Lineage: Eukaryota; Metazoa; Chordata; Mammalia; Primates; Cercopithecidae.
AAUCGCGGCGCCCAGCGGUUUGGCGUCUCAGUUCCUGAGCCUGGGAGCAACCGCAGCUUCUAGUAUCCAGACUCCAGCGCCGCCCCGGCCCCGGACCCCAAGCCGGACCCAGAGCUUCUCCAGAGGCAGCGCAGCGAGCAGGGCUCCCCGCUUUAACUUCCUCCGCGGGGCCCAGCUACCUUCGGGAGCCCGCGUUGCGCACCUGCAAACUCUCCGCCUUCUGCACCUGCCACCCCUGAGCCAGCGCGGGCGGCCGAGCGAGUCAUGGCCAACGCGGGGCUGCAGCUUUUGGGCUUCAUUCUCGCCUUCCUGGGAUGGAUCGGCGCCAUCGUCAGCACUGCCCUGCCCCAGUGGAGGAUUUACUCCUAUGCCGGCGACAACAUCGUGACCGCCCAGGCCAUGUACGAGGGGCUGUGGAUGUCCUGCGUGUCGCAGAGCACCGGGCAGAUCCAGUGCAAAGUCUUUGACUCCUUGCUGAAUCUGAGCAGCACAUUGCAAGCAACCCGUGCCUUGAUGGUGGUUGGCAUCCUCCUGGGAGUGAUAGCAAUCUUUGUGGCCACCGUUGGCAUGAAGUGUAUGAAGUGCUUGGAAGACGAUGAGGUACAGAAGAUGAGGAUGGCUGUCAUUGGGGGCGUGAUAUUUCUUCUUGCAGGUCUGGCUAUUUUAGUUGCCACAGCAUGGUAUGGGAAUAGGAUUGUUCAAGAAUUCUAUGACCCCAUGACCCCAGUCAAUGCCAGGUACGAAUUUGGUCAGGCUCUCUUCACUGGCUGGGCUGCUGCUUCUCUCUGCCUUCUGGGAGGUGCCCUACUUUGCUGUUCCUGUCCUCGAAAAACAACUUCAUACCCAACACCACGGCCCUAUCCAAAACCUGCACCUUCCAGUGGGAAAGACUACGUGUGACACAGAGGCAAAAGGAGACAAUCAUGUUGGAACAAACUGAAAAUGGACACUGAGAUACUAUCAUUAACAUUAGGACCUUAGACUUUUGAGUAUUGCAAUCUGAAGUAUGGUAUUACAAAACAAACAAAGAAACCCAUGUGUUAAAAAUACCUAUUGCUAAACAUGGCUUAGUCUUAUUUUAUCUUCUUUCCUCAAUACAGGAGGGAAGAUUUUUCCAUUUGUAUUACUGCUUCCCAUUGAGUAAUCAUACUCAAAUGGGGGAAGGGGGUGCUCUUAAAUAUAUAUAGAUGUGUAUAUAUACAUGUUUUUCUAUUAAAAAUAGACAGUAAAAUAUUCUUCUCAUUAUGUUGAUACUAGCAUACUUAAAAUAUCUCUAAAAAUAGGUAAAUGUAUUUAAUUCCAUAUUGAUGAAAAUGUUUAUUGGUAUAUUUUUCUUUUUUGUUUAUGUAUACAUAUAUAAUAGUCAAAUAUCAUUUACUCUUCUUCAUUAGCUUUUAGUGUCUUUGCCAUAAGACCUAGUCUAAUCUACCAAGAAUGAAUUCUUUCAAUUCUUCAUGCGUGCCCUUUUCAUAUACUUAUUUUAUUUUUUACCAUAAUCUUAUAGCACUUGCAUCGUUAUUAAGCCCUUAUUUGUUUUGUGUUUCAUUGGUCUCUAUCUCCUGAAGCUAACACAUUUCAUAGUCUACAUUUUAGUUUCUAAAGCCAAUAAGAAUUUAUUACAAAUCAGAACUUUGGAGGCAAAUCUUUCUGCAUGACCAAAGUGAUAAAUUCCUGUUGACCUUCCCACACAGUCCUCGUACUCUGACCCAUAGCAUUCUUGUUUGCUUUGAAAAUAUUUGUCCAAUUGAGUAGCUGCAUGCUGUUCACCCAGGUGUUGUAACACAAUUUUAUUGAUUGAAUUAUGAAGCUACUUAUUCAUACUUAUAUAUCCCACCUAAACUACCUUUUUGUUCCCCUUCCUUAAUUGUAUUGUUUUCCCACAUGUAAUUAUCAUGUAGUUUAUAUCUUCCUAAUAAGGUGUGGUCUGUUUGUCUGAACAAAAUGCUAGACUUUCUGGAGUGAUAAGCUGGUGACAAAUAUUCUCUCUGCAGCUGUAAGCAAGUCACUUAAUCUUUCUACCUCUUUUUUCUAUCUGCCAAAUUGAGAUAAUGAUUUAACCAGUAAGAAGAGGUAGUGUGAAUAUUAGUUUAUAUUACUCUCAUUCUUUGAACAUGAACUAUGCCUAUGUAGUGUUUUUCUUUGCUCAGUUGGUUGUUUAGAAGUCACUGAACAAAACCUACACACACACCUUCAUGUGGUUCAGUACCUUCCUCUCUCUAUCAGUCUAUUUCCAUUCUUUCAGCUGUGUCUGACAUGUUGUUUGUGCUCUGUGCCACUUUAACAACUGCUCUUACUUUUCCAGUCUGUACAGAAUGCUAUUUCACUCGAGCAAGAUGAUGUAAUGGAAAGGGUGUUGGCACUAGUGUCUGGAGACCUGGAUUUGAGUCUUCGUGCUAUCAAUCACUGUCUGUGUUUGAGCAAGGCAUUUGGCUGCUGUACGCUUAUUGCUUCAUCUGUAAGAGGUGGUUUGUAAUUCCUGAUCUGCCCACCUCACAGUGAUGUUGUGGGGAUCCAGUGAGAUAGAAUACAUGUAAGUGUGGUUUUGUAAUUUAAAAAGUGCUACACUAAGGGAAAGAAUUGAGGAAUUAACUGCAUACGUGUUGGUGUUGCUUUUCAAAUGUUUGAAAAGAAAAAAAAAAAUUAAGAAAUGGGUUUCUUGCCUUAACCAGUCUCUCAAGUGAUGAGACAGUGAAGUAACAUUAAGUGCACUAAACCAAUAAGAUUCUAAGGAAGUUUUAUCUUCUGCAGUGAGGAUGGCCCAAUGCUUUUCGUGGCUGAGCAGAUGUAAUGGGAAGAAAUAAAAGCCUAAGUGUUGGUAAAUCCAACAGCAAGGGAGAUUUUUGAAUCAUAAUAACUCAUAAGGUGCUAUCUGUUAAGUGAUGCCCUCAGAGCUCUUGCUGUUAGCUGGCAGCUGACGCUGCUAGGAUGGUACUUCACAAUAAACUACACAAGGAAAGUCAGCCACCGUGUCUUACGAGGAAUUGGACCUAAUACAUUUUAGUGUGCCUUCCAAACCUGAGAAUAUAUGCUUUUGGAAGUUAAAAUUUAAAUGGCUUUUGCCACAUACAUAGAUCUUCAUGAUGUGUGAGUGUAAUUCCAUGUGGAUAUCAGUUACUAAAUAUUACAAAAAAAUUUUAUGGCCCAAAAUGACCAAAAAAAUUGUUAUAAUAGAACUCAUCCAAUUUUGAUAUUUUUAUAUUCUUCUACCACACCUGGAAACAGACCAAUAGAUAUUUUCGGGUUUUAUAAUGGGAAUUUGUAUAAAGCAUUAUUCUUUUUCAAUAAAUUGUUUUUUAAUUUAAAAAAAG